AUGCCCCACGUGUCUAAGCACAACAAUCUGACCAAGAAGGGAAAGAAGACGGCGACGGCGACGGCGCCAGAGCCAGAGCCACCAGCUCAUUUGGCUUUUCAAGAAGCACACUACAACGACGAAGAUGUGGUGCGGGACUUUAGUGACCUACUAUCACGAACGUGUCGAGUUUGGAAUGAUGGUAGUUUCCAUUCGGAUAUGAUGAACGGCGGAACAGGUGCCAUGUUCAACAAUGGCCAUCACAUCCCCGACGGCGGAGCAAAGACGCCGCCUGGCAAUCCAGUUCUGGAUGCUAAGGCAAAGCGGAACCCAAAUGACAAGAAGAUGACUCUGGUCUCGACUACAAUCGCCUAG
Molecule: messenger RNA, 354 nt
Organism: Pyrenophora tritici-repentis Pt-1C-BFP
Lineage: Eukaryota; Fungi; Ascomycota; Dothideomycetes; Pleosporales; Pleosporaceae
Source: RefSeq, a predicted model, not a curated record